UGGCAUGAAGCCCAAAGAGUAAAUUUUUAAUGUAAUGUUUUGAUCAACCUUCAUCAAAAUUCCAGUGAAAAUAUGACUUUUCCAAGUAAAUUAACUGCAAAAAAUGUGAUUUAGUACGUGUAGUUGGCAGCGCAAACACUAAAGAGCAUAAUGGAAGUAAUGGUAGGGCUGUCAAGGUAUUUGCGGCGAAAGGUUUUAGAAGUUCCUGUACGUGUUGUAACUUUACAUUGCGUGAACUACACAAGGCUAGCUGAGGUUGGCCGCUUAGAAGAACCAAAGUCUGAUGGAAAAUAUGACACAGGACAACUGUUUCUUCACAGAGUAUUUGGCUACCGUGGCGUCGUUCUUUUUCCAUGGCUUGCCAGAGUAUAUGAUAGAGAUGAGUCUGUCAGGAAGAGAGGAAACAGGAGUGUGCCAUCUCCUGGAUCGCCAUCUUCAGAUGUAAAAGGUCAGACACAGACCUUCUAUCAAGUUCUAAUUGACUCCAGGGAUUGCCCAUUCAUUCGAGCACAAACAGAGGCAGUUACGUUUCUUGGUAACCAAGACAGCAGUCGUAGCUUGUAUGCUAUACCAGGCUUGGACUAUGUAGCCCAUGAGGAUGUACUGCCAUAUACAACUACUGAAAAGCAGCCACUGCAUCAUGAACUGGUGGACAAAUUCUUGUCUCAUGUGCCAGACAGAGAUCCUCCAUUUGUAGGACUAGAAACUUUAGAUGCAUGGCAAAGAAAAAAUCAUCCAUGGCUUGAAUUGUCGGAUGUUCACAAGGAAACAACAGAAAAUGUUCGUGUGACAGUCAUACCUUUCUAUAUGGGUUCUAGAGAAUUUCAGACUGCUUCUGUUUAUUGGUGGCGAUACUGCAUACGUCUUGAGAAUCUUGGAAAAUUAUCAGUUCAGCUGCGGGAGCGGCACUGGCGAAUCUUCAGCCUGUCGGGUACACUGGAGACAGUGCGUGGACGUGGAGUGGUUGGCCAGGAACCUGUCCUCUCUCGGACUUCGCCAGCUUUCCAGUACAGCAGCCAUGUCAGUUUGCAGGCACCAUCAGGCCACAUGUGGGGCACCUUCCGUAUGGAGCGUGAAGAUGGAUUUUCAUUCGACUGUCGCAUCCCGCCCUUCCCACUUGAGAGCAAAAUAGAAGAGCAGCCACCAGCCUCAUCACCUACACAGGGAGCAGAAUGAAUUAGAGACUAAUUGUAUUUAUUGUACAGAUUUCAGUAAUUUAUUUGAAAAAACAAUUGUGCAAGUUGUAAUUUCUCAACUGUCCUUGCUGAUGCAAGUGAAUUAAAGAAUUGAAACUGUGGAUAGCCUGUGAAAGUUGGUCUCUUUUAUUGAUUCUACAAUACAAAACCUUAUCUUCUGAAAUCUGAAAAAGAAACAUUUUCUACCGGAGAAUAAGGGGAAGUAAUUUUAUUCUUCUGGAGAUGCAAGAAGAAUGAAGAAGGUACUAGAGAGAGAGAGAUUCAAAUCACGGAGUAAAGAUCAGAAAAGAAACUGGAGAAAUGAAGAGCUGAAUGGAUAGGAUAUAUAGAAGGAUAUUGGAGGACUGAUGGUGGAUAUCCUCAAUGGCUUUGACCCAUUUCUCAAAAUGUGACAAUUCUUAUGCCAGUGGUAAUGAUGAGUCAAAUGUUUUACAGUUUCUCAAAACUGCAAAAUUUGAUUGCGCCAAUUUAUUCAUUUAAACAACUGCUUUUCUGAAACUAGAGGCUUGUGUCCUAAGUUUUACAGAAAUUCUUGUGACUGUUAUUCUGUUUUAAGAAAUAAAUGUGGAGACUGCUAUAGACAUUUACAACUAAUAAUUAGUAUGAAAGUGUACACUGUUCCUGAUAGGUAACAUUUUUAAUAUUUCCAGCAUAGUUGGAAUAAAUUGCUCAUCGAAUGUAAUUACGGUAUGAGAAAAGCAGUGUGACAUUUUAUGUAAGUUCAUAUCAUGGUAAUGUUUUGUACUUUUUCUUGUAAAUAAAAUUGUACUGAAUUUUAAU
Molecule: messenger RNA, 1976 nt
Organism: Schistocerca serialis cubense
Lineage: Eukaryota; Metazoa; Arthropoda; Insecta; Orthoptera; Acrididae
Gene: POLDIP2
Product: polymerase delta-interacting protein 2
Exons: 7
Coding region: 151-1176 (341 amino acids)
Biological process (GO): error-free translesion synthesis
Cellular component (GO): nucleus; mitochondrial nucleoid
Molecular function (GO): DNA binding
Source: RefSeq, a predicted model, not a curated record